Messenger RNA from Aspergillus pseudonomiae, 1720 nucleotides. Its product is annotated as FAD-dependent oxidoreductase. The coding region runs from base 174 to 1238 and encodes 354 amino acids. Gene Ontology annotation, molecular function: D-amino-acid oxidase activity; FAD binding. The transcript is spliced from 3 exons. NCBI's taxonomy places the organism in Eukaryota, Fungi, Ascomycota, Eurotiomycetes, Eurotiales, Aspergillaceae. The record is from RefSeq and is a predicted model, not a curated record.
CCCACGAUUUAUAUGUCGACAUAUCUAUCCUUCAACUUCGCCUCUUAAGAUUCUCCUAAACUUCAUCCACCAUAAGUCUUAACCCCCUGGAGACCUUAGUGUAGGUGGUCUACGCCAUUGUACACCAAGGAAGGCAAAUCCGCCGGUACGCACUGAAUCUCUUCACUGACAAUAUGGGGGAUCUUGGCCACCCCGUCGAUAUCUCCGAUGUGCCUUUCGCACAACGCCCCAUCAUCAUCUUGGGUGCCGGAAUUAUUGGAUGUGCUGCCGCAAGACAACUUCUCCUCAAUGGAUUCCCCGUAGUCUUGGUAGCGGAGUAUCUUCCCGGAGACCAGAGUAUCUUUUAUGCGUCUGCUUGGGCCGGAGCAGCAUGGCAUGCGGCUGGAGGCAUUAGCCCUGAAUACCGAUACUUUCAAGCGAUCACCCAUCGACAUCUGCUAAAGAUGGCGCAGGAAGACCCUGAGUCAGGGGUUUGUAUUGUGGACACACGCGAGUAUCUUGAAGACCCCCCAACCGAAAAUUCUGCGAUCUGGGGGAAGACUGUCGUAUCGAAGUUUCGUGACCUAGAACCCGGUGAAUACCCCCCUAAUUUCUCCUGUGGGUGGGCAUACGAUACCCUCGUCACCGACCCAACACGCCAUAUGCCAUACCUGGGAAAACAAAUCAAGGCGCUCGGCGGUCAGUUCAUUCGGAAACGGGUCGAAUCUCUUCAGGAGCUGUACACAAUGUUUCCCGAAUCGAGCAUCUUCAUCAAUGCAAGUGGUAUAGGGAGCAAAACGUUGAGUGAUGUCCAGGAUGAAAAGUGUUUUCCUGAACGUGGACAAAACGUGUUUUUGCGCACCGACAAUUGUCAGACCAUGUACUUCCGAAACGGCAAGGAAUAUACUUAUGUCAUUCCCCGGCCAUUGUCGAAAGGUGUCGUGCUGGGUGGAGUAAAGCAAAGCGACAACUUGUCUCCCGAAGUGGAUAUGGAGAUAGCCCGAGAUGAGAUUGCACGCGCCCAUCGUCUUGCUCCCGAAAUAGUUCCGGAAUAUCCCCCCGAAGAUGCGCUCGAUCACAUCAUUGGCAUCCGCCCGUCCAGGAAAGGCGGUUUCCGCCUUGAAUCCGAAAAAGUGGGAAACCGGAUUGUUCUAUCCGCGUAUGGAUUCGGUGGGGGUGGAUACGCCUUCUCAUACGGUGUGGCCGAUGCUUUGGCAAAGAUGGUGGAAACGGCUGAGCGGGAGAAUGUAAUUCUGUAGCACGGCUCAUUGAUUUCUUUUAUUGAGUCAGCUGAUGCAUCUGUGCAGGGGGGCUGUUUCAAACUGGACUGGAUGUUACGUUGUUUACAUUUUGCUCAUUAGCGACAGGAUGAUGAUGAUACCAGUAUUAUCGCAAGUAGUCUGCCAAUUUCACAGGCAGCUGAUGAUAAGUAAUGACAUUAAUUAUACAAGAUGAGCGUUGUUAUUCUUCAUCUUUGCUGAUUUAUUCAGUUUCAAUUCCAAUUUCUAUCCCUCUUUCGCUAUGUCGUCUAUCAUACGGCCACAUGGAAACUGUGGCCUCAGGUUGUCGGGUGAACGGGGCCUUCACGAGAUAAGGCCUUCUCGGUCAGUGGAUACCCAUCCUACUAUUAGUAACGGUAGGGCCUCACUUCUCCUUUGACGGGCGACAUACUUCUAGAAGAACUAUGGAAACACAAUUGAUUUGUGGCCCUGGACUUCAUUAGUCACUAGUACCUGUGAAU